GUACUUACUGAUUUUCUGAUUACCUUAUCAUAAUAUAUAAAAUUCCACUACAAAUAAUUUAUUCUAUGAUGCAAUAUAGAUUCUAGAGAACGGUUAUUUUGUUAUUCAUAAAAUGUUAAAAUUUGCGUUUUUUCUAUUAGUGCAUUUUAUAUUCAAAGUGUAUUGCGAUGACGACCUAAUAGUUACACUGCCAAAUGGACAGAUUCGCGGAAUUACUGUAACACCACCUGUUACUAUAGACCUCACGUAUUAUGCAUUUUUGGGUGUACCGUUUGCAGCACCACCAACAGGAGAAUUAAGAUUUAAGCCUCCACAACCGGCUAAUAACUGGGAUGGGAUUUUAGAGGCAAAUAAUAGCAAAAUCUCAUGUUAUCAAACAGACAAAGAUGACGACUAUCAAACCGAAGAUUGUCUACAUUUAAAUGUUUAUACACCUAACAAUCCUUCCAGCGGUAAAAAGACUCCUGUGUUAGUGUUCAUCUAUGGAGGUACUUUUGUACAUGGACACGCCAAUUAUGAUCCUAAGUCUGUAGCUUUCUUGAUGAGGGAAAAUAUAACAGUGGUUACAUUCAAUUAUAGAGUUGGACCUUUUGGAUUUCUAUCGACAGCAGAUACUGUAGUUCCUGGUAAUAUGGGUCUUAAAGACCAACAAUUUGUUCUUAAGUGGAUGCAGAAUAAUAUCCAUCUUUUUGGAGGUGAUAAAGCUAAAGUGACGAUAAUGGGCCAAAGUGCUGGAGCAGCGUCAGUUACAUACCAAGUGCUAAGUCCAGGAUCAGCUGGCUUAUUUGUUGGUGCUAUAGCAAACAGUGGUACAGCUCUUUGUAAUUGGGCUUACCAAAGUAACGCUUUAGAUACGGCGUAUGGCAUAGCUAACGAAAUUGAUCCUACAUUUGGAACAGACAAGACCACUGAAGAAUUGUUGGAGUUUUUACAAGGCGUUGAUGCAUCUGCUAUUCACGCUACUUCAGAUAAGUACAAGGUAUUUGCUCCGGUUAUUGAAGUACCUCAUGAUGGAGCUAUUAUAUCAGAUAAUAUGUACGAAUCGUUGGUUAACGGAACUUUCAAUAAAGUUCCUCUAUUACUGGGUUUCAAUUCCGAGGAAUCGAUUGGUAUGGCAAAAGAUAUAGAUGCAUGGAAAAAGCACUGCCAAGGUUACGAUGCCAAUCCUAGCACCCUUGUUGACCCUGACAUGCAUAUUGAGGACAACGAAACUAAGCUGACAGUAGGAAACGCAAUAAAAACUCUUUAUGUCGGCAAUGGUACAUUUGAGGAGGGAUACGGGAAAGGAAUUCAAUAUUUUAGCGACAAUACAUUUAUUAGACCAAUAAUAAAGUUCGCAGAACUUGUUUCCAAGCACGUCCAGAAUCUAUACUUUUACCAAUUCUCCUAUCACGGCAAACUAGGUCAAAACAAUAUAGAUAUUCCAGGUAUUGGAAAAGUGGCUCAUGCUGAAGACCAACGAUACUUCUGGUGUGAACACGAUAGCUAUUCAGAAUAUCCAACAUCUGACCUGAAAACUGUGCAGAAAUACGUCAAACUUUUAGUGAAUUUUAUAAGACACCAAAAACCCACACCAUGGAUUGAUAUGAUAUUCGACUAUUGUAUGUGGCCGGAAGUUACAAGUCACUAUUUUACAUAUUUGGACAUUGAUACUACAUUGAAGAUGCGAUAUGAUCCAAGAAACUUUUCUUAUAAUGCUUGGGUUGGCCUUUAUGAUAAGUACGCUAAAAAACCGUUCAUACCAUAUUAAAUGUAUGUGUUUUAAUAUUAGGUAUUCAAAAUAAAAGUUGCUGAUAAUUAUUGGUUAGUGACAUAAA
This is a messenger RNA of Diabrotica virgifera virgifera (western corn rootworm), 1817 nucleotides long. RefSeq names its product juvenile hormone esterase-like. The transcript has 11 exons. The coding region runs from base 113 to 1750 and encodes 545 amino acids. NCBI's taxonomy places the organism in Eukaryota, Metazoa, Arthropoda, Insecta, Coleoptera, Chrysomelidae. The record is from RefSeq and is a predicted model, not a curated record.